Messenger RNA from Apodemus sylvaticus (European woodmouse), 1131 nucleotides. RefSeq names its product fibroblast growth factor 10 (gene Fgf10). Gene Ontology annotation, cellular component: cytoplasm. Lineage: Eukaryota; Metazoa; Chordata; Mammalia; Rodentia; Muridae. The transcript has 3 exons. The record is from RefSeq and is a predicted model, not a curated record. Gene Ontology annotation, molecular function: chemoattractant activity; type 2 fibroblast growth factor receptor binding; growth factor activity. Gene Ontology annotation, biological process: secretion by lung epithelial cell involved in lung growth; positive regulation of protein phosphorylation; positive regulation of ERK1 and ERK2 cascade. Bases 285 to 932 code for a protein of 215 amino acids.
CUGGUGACCGACACCACCAGUUCCUACUGCCUCGGCCACCCACGUCCACUGUUCACCCUGAGACUGGAGAGACUCAGGCAGCGGAUCGAACGGAGCGAGGACAGGCAGCCGGCCCUUCCGAGGAGUUAUGGAUGUUGGUGCACUCGCUUCUGACCAGAUCCGUACCCAGAGGGAGCUAACCAGUAGCCACCACCUCCAGCUGUCUCUUUGCCUCGCACCAGGUCUUACCCUUCCAGUAUGUUCCUUCUGAUGAGACAAUUUCCAGUGCCGAGAGUUUCAGUACAAUGUGGAAAUGGAUACUGACACAUUGUGCCUCAGCCUUUCCCCACCUGCCGGGCUGCUGUUGCUGCUUCUUGUUGCUCUUCUUGGUGUCUUCCGUCCCUGUCACCUGCCAAGCUCUUGGUCAGGACAUGGUGUCACCGGAGGCCACCAACUCCUCUUCCUCCUCCUCCUCUUCCUCCUCCUCCUCCUCUUCCUUCUCCUCUCCUUCCAGUGCGGGGAGGCAUGUGCGGAGCUACAAUCACCUCCAAGGAGAUGUCCGCUGGAGAAGGCUGUUCUCCUUCACCAAGUACUUCCUCAAGAUUGAGAACGGCAAAGUCAGCGGGACCAAGCUGGAAAACUGUCCGUACAGUGUCCUAGAGAUAACAUCAGUAGAAAUCGGAGUUGUUGCCGUCAAAGCCAUCAACAGCAACUAUUACUUAGCCAUGAACAAGAAGGGGAAACUCUAUGGCUCAAAAGAAUUUAACAACGACUGUAAGCUGAAAGAGAGAAUAGAGGAAAAUGGAUACAACACCUACGCAUCUUUUAACUGGCAACACAAUGGCAGGCAAAUGUACGUGGCUUUGAAUGGAAAAGGAGCUCCCCGGAGAGGACAAAAAACAAGAAGGAAAAACACCUCAGCUCACUUCCUCCCCGUGAUGAUCAACACAUAGAAGGCACUGUUGCUGUGUGCAGUACAACCAAUGACUCUUUGGCCAGAAAGAGAUAGUACCCUCACUGAAGGCUGUAGCUCAAAAGGCAAAGACAUAGCCCUGAGUUCAGUUUGUUUAAAGGAAGAAAGGCUUUGGAUGUUUUUGUACUCACUGCUGACAUAUGAAGUUCUUUUCACUAGCUCUGUGUCAUUGUGUCAUG